AUUGAAAAAAGAAUUUCUGUACGGAUGUGAAGGCCAGUAUCUCUGAUUAUUCGUGUUUUUAAGGAGGAUUAACUAUCUAAACAUACAAAAUGCCAUUAUUUGGCAAAAAUAAAGACUCGGGUGGAAAGUAUGAAAGUGAUAUAAGGAAAAGAUUUGACUUCAAAAGUGAUGUUUUGGGAACAGGGGCCUUCUCGGAAGUUAUUUUAGCAGAGGACCGUCAACAGAGAGGCAGAUAUGUAGCUAUAAAAUGUAUAGAUAGGAAAGCUCUUAAAGGCAAAGAAGAUUCACUAGAAAAUGAAAUAGAUGUCCUUAGAAGAUUGAAACAUCCAAAUAUAGUCCAACUGGUAGAAGUAUAUGAUGAUAAACAUUAUGUCUACUUAGUCAUGGAAUUAGUAACAGGAGGUGAAUUAUUUGACAGAAUUGUAGAAAAAGGUAGCUAUACAGAAAUGGAUGCCAGCUCACUAAUCAAACAAGUUUUAGAGGCAGUUGACUAUAUGCACGACAAGGGUGUGGUACAUAGGGACUUAAAGCCAGAGAAUUUAAUGUUACGGACCGUGGAUGAUGACUCUUCCGUCAUGAUAUGCGACUUCGGCUUGUCAAAAACUGAGGAAUCUGGCAUUAUGAAAACUGCUUGUGGUACCCCUGGAUACGUAGCUCCAGAGGUGUUGGAACAGAAACCCUAUGGCAAAGAGGUGGACAUAUGGUCUAUAGGAGUAAUAUCAUACAUAUUGCUUUGUGGCUAUCCACCCUUCUACGAUGAAAAUGAUGGAGAACUCUUCAAACAAAUCUUACGUGCAGAAUAUGAGUUUGAUUCCCCAUUCUGGGAUGAAAUAUCAGAGUCAGCCAAAGAUUUUAUUCGCCACAUGAUGUGCAAGAAUCCAAAGCAUAGAUUCACAUGUAAAAGUGCACUGAAGCACCCUUGGAUCCAGGGAGACACUGCACUCAACAAGAACAUCCAUGCCUCUGUCAGUACACAGAUAAAGAAAAGUUUCGCUAGGAAUAAAUGGAGGCAAGCUUACAAUGCAACUGCAGUCAUACGACAGAUGCGAAAACUGACUUUAGUAAAAAAAUCUGAGCCAGCUAAUGGUGCUACUUCAAGUAGCCUAACUAACUCAACGUCAUCACCUGUUCAAUAGGGGGACUAUUGUAGUCAUGGCUUCUAAAGGGUUAAUGCUGGCUUUCAAUCCCAGGCAAAGGGUUAACAACUUAAAGGAUAUAUGCCUGAGAACUGGCCUCAGACAAGAAAGAGUUAAUGAACUGAGAUGUGUAUAUUAUGCCACAGGAAUGAAAGGGUUAAAAGACUGAUAUUUGCAUUUUGAAUUGUAAUGUUACGUUUGAGGCUAGUUUGCUUAGAAUGAUCUUUACAAGCAUUCAAUAAGAUGAAAAGCAAUUUUUUUAAUUUUAAUUAUUACAUAUUUCUUGGGCUGAAAUUUGUGAAAGGGAAAUGUACCAUGUAAUAUUUUGUUUUCACAAGUCUUAAAACAAGGAACAACAGUGAAUACAGUAUGUAAUAAAAUAAUUAAUAGGUAUAGCACUAUACCUGCCUUAUGAGCGCUAAUAUUCAAUGAAGAACAAUAAUUGCUAAAAUAUUGCCUUUAUUUCUACGCACAAUUAAAGUUUCAGUCACAGGGUUUUAUGAGGGCUACUUCCAAUCUGUGUUCACUAGUCCAGCAUUGAAAGGUACCAUGACAGGUGAUUAAGAGUUCAAAGAUUUUUUCAGUUUAAAGUUAAAGUCCU
Owenia fusiformis is the source of this 1737-nucleotide messenger RNA. Lineage: Eukaryota; Metazoa; Annelida; Polychaeta; Sabellida; Oweniidae. The record is from the annotation of a GenBank genome assembly.